Prunus mume (Japanese apricot) is the source of this 668-nucleotide messenger RNA. RefSeq lists its product as uncharacterized. Gene Ontology annotation, molecular function: structural constituent of ribosome. NCBI's taxonomy places the organism in Eukaryota, Viridiplantae, Streptophyta, Magnoliopsida, Rosales, Rosaceae. Gene Ontology annotation, cellular component: ribosome. The record is from RefSeq and is a predicted model, not a curated record. Gene Ontology annotation, biological process: translation.
CUUUGAACCAUUCGUUUAUAUUCACCCUUAAUUAUAAACCCUAAAUCCCCUCUCACCAGCCAUCGUUGCGCGUACUCUCUCUCUCGCUAGAGUCUCUUCCGCGGUCGCCGUUUGCUUUUUACGAUCUUCUUUAUCAAUCAAGAUGGUGCUUCAGAACGAUAUCGAUUUGCUUCAUCCACCAGCUGAGCUCGAGAAGAGGAAGCACAAGCUCAAGAGGCUUGUGCAGUCUCCCAACUCUUUCUUCAUGGACGUCAAGUGCCAGGGGUGCUUUAACAUAACCACUGUGUUCAGUCACUCGCAAACGGUUGUGGUGUGUGGUAACUGCCAGACAGUGUUGUGCCAGCCUACUGGUGGGCGUGCCAGGCUCACCGAGGGUUGCUCUUUCAGGAGGAAGGGGGACUGAUGCUCUGCCCAGAACACUUUUGACUCUUAUUAGUUUAUCUACAAGAGAGCCUUUGAAGGUUGAUUUCAUGGAAGAAAAGAAAUGGGUGCUGUUGUUAUUGUCAAGUUAUCUAGGUUUGGUUUUAAAUGUUUAAUUUUGUUAGGAUCGUUCUGAACUUAGUAUGACAGUGCUGCGUUUUGAUUCUGCUUUAAUUGAGUUUGCUGUUUGACAUUAUCAGAUAUCAUUUACAUCUUCAAAUUAGAUAUUAUUCUUGAAGUGUUUUCCU